Messenger RNA from Aureobasidium melanogenum CBS 110374, 405 nucleotides. RefSeq lists its product as uncharacterized. The coding region runs from base 1 to 405 and encodes 134 amino acids. The transcript has 3 exons. The record is from RefSeq and is a predicted model, not a curated record. NCBI's taxonomy places the organism in Eukaryota, Fungi, Ascomycota, Dothideomycetes, Dothideales, Saccotheciaceae.
AUGUCUGAGCCUGUCACCGAUGAAAAGCAGCAGAAGCAGCGCGAACUUCAGGCCAGUUACGAGGCUCUAAAGAGAGAAAGGAACAACGUCGGUGCCGAGUGCGAGCAAGAGAAGACACACAUCGAGGCCAAGUACGAGCACAAGAAGGAACUCAUCGAUGCCAAGCUGGAGAUCGUGAAGUUGGCAAAACACAAGAUGGAACUUGAAACACAUCUCCACGAACUUGAUGCUGAUCUCAGAGACAUCCUUUCAAACUUGGACGAGAACCUUCCCACAGCCGACCCACACCACAGAGCUGUGAUCAAGGCCAUCUUCACUAACGCUCGCUCUGAAGGUCGUUUUUUUGCCAAUCCCGCAGAUACUGAUGACCUCGACAUGGACGAUCUGAUGCAUGAGUUGGAAUAG